GGUUGCUCAUAGAGGUUGUGUAGUCUCCGUCUUUGGAAUUAUUGAAACCUUGACCGGUAGGGGCUGUGGGCAGUCUGCUCUGCUUACCCUGCUAGACCUGGGGUUGGGCUCUGCCCACUAGCUUCAGCUCUUUUAUACAUUUGGCUCAUGUUGUGUGAACAGAAACUAGCACAUUCACAUUAUAAACUGGAUGCUCUUCAUUAUUGUGGUGACAUAUGCACCAGCACAGGAUUAAGAAAAGAUCCAGGGUGCAGACUGAAGGCAGGAAGUGUAUUGACCUAGUGACUGUUACCUUCUCCAGCUGCCCGCACCUCUUACCCUUCCUGGGGCCAGGAAGGCAGGACUGGGGAUGUGUUGUAUGCCUUCUGCACAAGGCGAUGGCUGCUCAGAAGCCCCAGCAGCAACCAGAAUGUGCCUUGCAUCCAAAAUUGAAUAGGGAAGGAUCUUUCGUGAAUUUUCAGCUGAGUUGUACCAAGACAUAUACUGUGUUAAUAAACAGGCUAGGUAGCGAGUACUACUCUGAUAAAACUUUGGCUCAGAGGAAUGGAAGCCAAUAUGGAGAGAGACGGGGCUGUCUCAUAGCCAGGUGGUGCUUGCCUGCUAGCUUGGAAAUGGAGCUUGCCUGUGAAACUGCUUUCUACCUCAGAAGGGAUUAGGGAAGAUGGGAGGUUCCUUUACGAUGUUGUCUCUGUGGGCUGACCCCUUUUUAAAAAUUAAAAAAAAACACCUCUUUUUUUUUAAAACUUGUACCAUUUCCCAGUUCAUCAACCAGAGGGGCCUGGACAGGCUGGAGAAGUGGGCCUGUGAGAACCUCAUGAGGUUCAACAAGGCCAAGUGUAGGGUCCUGCACCAGGGUCGGGGCAAUCCCCUUUUCAGUACAUGAUGGGGAAUGACAUGAUUGAGAGCAGCCUUGCAGAGAAGGACUUGGGGGUGCUGGUCGAUGAGAAGCUCAACAUGAGCCGGCAGUGUGCGCUCACAGCCCAGAAGGCCAACCGUAUCCUGGGCUGCAUCAAAAGAAGCGUGGCCAGCAGGUCGAGGGAAGUGAUUCUGCCCCUCCAUUCCUCUCUUGUGAGACCUCAUCUGGAGUAUUGUGUCCAGUUCUGGAAUCCUCAACGGAAGAAGGAUAUGGAGCCAUUGGAAUGGAUCCAGAGGAGGGCUACAAAGGUGAUUGGAGGGCGGGAGCGCCUUCCCUAUGAGGACAGGCUGAGAGAGUUCGGCUUGUUCAGCCUGGAGAAGAGAAGGCUCAGAGGAGGUCUUAUAGUGACCUACCAGUACCUGAGGGGGCCUGCAGGAAAGCUGGAGAGGGGCUAUUUGUAAAGGCUUGUGGUGAUAGGAUGAAAGUGCAUGGGUAUAAACUGGAGAGGGGCAGAUUUAGACUAGACAUCAGGGAGAAUUUCUUCACUAUGAGAGUGGUGAGACACUGGCACAGGUUGCCCAGGGAGGUUGUGGCUGCCCCAUCCCUGGAGGUGUUCAAGGCCAGGCUGAAUGAGGCCUUGGGCAGCUUGAUUUAGUGGGAUGUCCUGCCUAUGGUAGGGGGUUGGAACAAGAUCAUCUUUAAGGUCCCUUCCAACCCUAACGAUUCUGUGAUUCUGUGUGGUGGUCCUUCUCUGGGUCAUGCCUUCACUCUGAGUCUUUGGGUCUUGGAAGCCCUUCUUCUGCUCUCCUGUCAUCAGGGCUCUGUGGGGUGUACCCCACUGCUUCUUGGGCCUUUUCUUCUUCUCUUGCUUUUCUGUCUUGCUGUGCGCUGACUAUUUCUGGUAUGGUGACCCCUCUCUCUGUGGCCUGUGCAUGGCACCUGUUAAAGACCAUUGGAAAAAUGACAAGUGGUCCUUGUCUCAGUGUUGGUCUCCAGUUUUCCUGCCUUACCAGAACUUUGCUCUUUCUGUGCUCUUCUUCACUUUGGACACCAGAGGUAUUACUCAAGUUAUCUCCCUGCAUUAUGAGCUCUGUAAACUGGCUUUUGAAUGGCUCAGAACCAUCAAGGCUGAGGUUAGUAGCUGCUAGUCCGCCUUGUUAGGCUAAAAUAAAUACCUGGGAGUAGUUCCCAGGCAGUACAGAAUGGUUUUGCUCAGGAGAACAUUGGGCUGACUUUUGCAGUGUUUCCUUUAUCGAGGAUGAUGGCUGGUGCAGAAACAGAUGGAGUUGCUAGCUGCAUGGCAGGCCAUGAGAAGAUGUGUGUAUGCUAAGACAGGGUGGUGUCCCCACAAGGCCCAAAUUCUCCUCUGUGGCACUUUCAGUGGGUUACUGCAACCAUCUCUGCGUCCUGGGAAACACAGAAGGUCAUGGCCUUCAGCAGAGGCUCUGCAAAGUGCUGCUUGGAAAUUUGUCUCAUGUAACUGAGUAAUAUUUAAAAAUAUAAUAAAGUAGUAAAAUUGUAACCCAGAAUGUGCUUCCUGCUGUGUUUUCUUUGGAAGUCUGCAGCACAUAUGCCAGCUAUGCAAUAUGCAUGUGUGUUUGGUUUUUGUUUGGUUUUUAAAUGUGAGUAGAAUUAUUUGUUUGAAGGUAUUUUCCAAAUCAAAGUGAAGGAUUACUUUUUAUUAUGUGAGUGGUUACAAGCAGACUGGGUAGGGAAAGGACUGUGACACCCCCUAGGGGGGUAAAAGCAAUGGUAUUCCAAACCUUUUGCUCCUCUCCUUAGCUGUAUUAAAUAUAAUACCUUGUAUGCCACCUGUGUUUAGUUAUCUGCUACAGCAGUGUCAGUGGGAUCUCAGAACUGAUCCAGAAAGGCAUCCUGCUGGCUAAAAUUUUGAUUGAUGCGAGUCAUCAGCUCUUCUGGAGAGGCUACGGCAUAGUCUCCUGGCGUGCUUUGCAACGUCUUCAGUAGGUGCUGGGUGCUAUGGCUGGCAGGGAUGCUGUCUGGCAUUGAUCCUGGGAGCAGCUGCUGGAGGUUGAGGUGAAGGCCAUGCUCAUUGAGUGCCCUCUCUGCUGCUCUCCACUGGGCUGUCUCCGAAACACUGGCUGUCAGCAGCUUGGCUGGGCUGGCAGCUCUCUGAGGAAGAGCUCUGCAUGGGUGUUCUAUGGAAGUCUGCACAGAGGGAGUGGAGUAGGGAUGGGUGACUCUAGGCAGAGGUUUUCCUGCUGCCUGCUGUUGGAAAAAGAGGCAUAUAUCUUCAUAUCAGCACUUGAGGCAGAGCUUCCAGAGCAGCUUUCAGCCCUGCGCUGGUGUGUGGGCUGCCUGCUGCUUACCACAGGACCACAUGCACAAACUUCCAUGCAGAGACUCGCUGUGGCACAGGGCUGUUACUGUGAUCUCAUGGUAUUUUUAAGAAUAUCUGUCCAGGCCCAAUUGGCUUUGAUGGAAGGCAAAUGACUUGGUCGUGACCUAGGCAGUGAGCCUCGUGGAGCUGCGCUGGAUGUGGGCUGUGGUGGUAUGUGGUGACCUCGCACGUGUCUGAUGUUGUCUCCUGGUGUGGAUUUCCUCCUUGUGCUACAGAAAGGCGCUCUGUUUGGCACACAGGCAUCGGGCGCUUCCUGGCCCUGGUGCACCUGGGAGGGAGUGGUUGGUGUGAGCAGUGCCAGACAGAGCUGGGCAGACAGGCAGUGCAGCUGCCCCAGCAGCAGGAGUAAAGAUGGAGAGCGAGGGGGCAGAUACCCCAGGGAUGAGUGGUACAGGCGCAAGAGGGGGGCAGAGCUUCUCUCCAAGUGCUGCCGAAAGUUGCUUGGACUGCGAUGAGGAGCCUCUUCUCAGAAAAAAUCCCCGCCGGUUUGUCAUCUUCCCCAUCCAGUACCCAGAUAUAUGGAAAAUGUAUAAGCAGGCUCAGGCCUCCUUUUGGACUGCAGAAGAGGUUGAUUUGUCAAAGGACCUUCCUCACUGGAACAAGCUGAAAGCAGAUGAAAAAUACUUUAUCUCUCAUGUUCUGGCAUUUUUUGCAGCCAGUGAUGGAAUUGUAAAUGAAAACCUGGUGGCACGUUUUAGUCAGGAGGUGCAGAUCCCAGAAGCUCGUUGUUUCUAUGGCUUUCAGAUUCUCAUUGAGAACGUUCACUCAGAGAUGUACAGCUUGCUCAUAGACACCUACAUCAAAGAUCCUGAGAAGAGGGAUUUCUUAUUUAAUGCUGUUGAAACAAUGCCUUGUGUCAAGAAGAAAGCUGACUGGGCUCUGAAGUGGAUUGAAGACAGAGAAUCCACUUUUGGUGAGAGGGUGGUUGCCUUUGCUGCAGUUGAAGGCAUCUUCUUUUCGGGCUCCUUUGCUGCGAUAUUUUGGCUGAAGAAGAGGGGCCUGAUGCCUGGACUGACUUUCUCCAAUGAACUUAUUAGCAGAGAUGAGGGUCUACACUGUGAUUUUGCUUGUCUAAUGUUCCAUUAUUUAGUGAACAGACCGUCAGAAGAGCGAGUUCGUGAGAUCAUCGUUAAUGCUGUUGAAAUCGAGCAAGAAUUUCUAACUGAGGCGCUACCUGUCGGUCUGAUUGGAAUGAAUUGCACUUUGAUGAAGCAAUACAUUGAAUUUGUUGCAGAUCGGUUACUAAUGGAGCUUGGGUUCUCAAAGGUCUUUCAUGCAGAAAAUCCUUUUGAUUUCAUGGAGAAUAUUUCUCUGGAAGGAAAAACAAAUUUCUUUGAGAAGCGGGUUUCAGAAUAUCAGCGGUUUGCUGUUAUGGCAGAAACAAUGGACAAUGUCUUCACUCUGGAUGCAGAUUUUUGAUGACUUGACAAAUGAACAGUGACUGGUUCCCCUCUUCCCAUCUCACUUUCUGUUGUGAAGUUGUCUCCAUUUCCUCUCCUGGAAUUAGAGUCUACUGGGAAUUUUUCCUGGGUUUUCGUAUUGUCUAUCUGGAGAACAAAUAAAUCUUGCACUGUGUCAUUUGGAAAAAAAAAAAAAAGGGGGGUCCUUUUUGAAAAAUUUAGAUGGCUUUUUAAAAGGGUGGCCUUUUUAAGAUUCCCUUGACUCGUCUGCUGUGAUUGCUGUCUUUAAAAAUGACCUGGAUACUACUGCUUUUUUAAAGACCUUGGUAGUGUUUUAAGCAAGCAAGUUGUGUAUUUACCUCAUGUUAUGUUAUUUUAAUCUGAGAACCAGAUGAGGUAUCACUCUAUGUGUAUAUGUUGCUAUAAAUUAUUUUCAUGGUUUCUGUUUUCAUGUUUAUAUUUCUGAUGUAUACUAGAAGCUCUUCCCUUUCAUCCUGCUGCAGAUAGAGUAAUAGAGGAAUGUAGAAGACAUUAAUAAAGUAUAAAUUAUAAAAUCUUAUUAAACCCAGGGAUACAGUUGGAUCUCCCCAUUAAUCUCGGUUCUGUCUGAGAACAUUUUCACUUUGGCUGCAAAGCCGAUGCCUUUUGGUAGGAGUUUAAAUCAAAUAUGUAUGACUUUUGUUUUACAGCUGUUAGUAAGCAGGUGAGUGAACCUUGAAUGUUCCCUGAUAAGGCAAGCCUGUUAACAGUGGAGAAAGAACACAUCCUGCAGUUUCUUUUUUUGUCUUGUGCUGCCUGUUUUUCCCUGCUUCUCUGAACAAGUGCCUUAUUAAACAAUCUGGAGUUGCACUGAGUUGUAAUUGGCAUCCGACACUGGAACAGCCAGCUCUGGGUAUUGUCUGCCUUCCCUCUGUCGUGGUGGGUGAUCUGUUUUUCUCCCCUUCUUGGUUUUGCUUAUGCAUUGAUGGGGUGAGAAGGCAUAUCAUUGUGAGGGAUUAUCCCUUGAGGUGCUACAAACAUACUACUUGGGCUGUAUGUAAGGAAGCACUGGUAAUGUAUUUGAGUUGUAUGUUUAAUACAAACCAUUGAAAACGUCACAGAAGAGGAGGAAGGUAUUAAACUUUAAUCAAAUCUUGAAGUGGUAUGGAUGAGCAGCGUCUUAAUGGACUUCUGUUUGUUUUCUGGUGUGUUCCAGUGUGUGCCUGAAAACUUUUUUUAAUUGCUUGAUAUCACAUGCAGUGAGCGGAGCAAUUGAAGAAUGCCUGACAUACUACAGUGGUAUUUGGGGUGGAAGGGAUACAGUUGACUCGUAGGUGUGCAAACAGAUAUGCUCAUUAUUCUCAAAGGUGAAGUGAAUGUGCAAGAGCUAAGCAAAGUAUUCCACUUUACUAAAUAUACAAGCAUUUUUUCACAACAUUCAGCAAUUUGUAUAAGAGGUUUUAUAAGUCUUUCUUAUUGUUGCAGACAUCUUGUGCUGCUUUCCGUAUGCCUGGCUUGUGAUGAGCUGAUAGUCCAGGAUUAUCGGUGAUGGGGUGGUAUAAGUGUUAUUUCCCUGCCAGCCCAGAUCAGCCAUAGUCUUGAGUGUCUGAGUUCCAUGAAAUAAAUCCACCGCCUUAGCAUAGUUCCUAGUGAGCAAGUGUCCCUGGUGUAAAUAUAAGCAGCAAAACUGACUCUUCUAGUUUGGUCUCAGUAAAAGAUCAUGAAGUUCAUAAAAAGCAUGGAAACAGGGCAGCUUUUUGUUUUCCUUAGAGAAGAGCCUACAUCAUUUGACAUAAGGUACUUGAGGAGUGCAGAAGGGGACCUGGGGAGUACAGAGAAAAACUGGAAUCGGUGUCACUUAUUAACGUUCUGCAACUGCAGGAGAAUAUGAUCUCAGUGAAAAUCCAACGCCUUUUGGAAAUACUAUGUUGAUGGGGAGAAAGAGAAAAUGUUGUAAAUGGGUCUGUUGAUGAAGGAAUGGAUCCUAUUUUUAUGUCAGUAGAAGUAAUAAAAAGCAUUUGUUUUGAGUGUUGUGAAUUGAGAAUAUGCAGAAUAUUCAGAUAUGAAACUGCUAUGUGCUCAGGUUCUGUAAGUGCGUAUAACCAAAGUCUGGUACAACAGCUCCUGCCCCAUUUGUGUGUAAAAUAUGUGUGUAGUUUCAAUAAAGCUUGAAUGUGGA
Cuculus canorus (common cuckoo) is the source of this 6776-nucleotide messenger RNA. It is a transcript of the gene RRM2B, whose product is annotated as ribonucleotide reductase regulatory TP53 inducible subunit M2B. The record is from RefSeq and is a predicted model, not a curated record. The transcript has 9 exons. Gene Ontology annotation, biological process: deoxyribonucleotide biosynthetic process. Gene Ontology annotation, molecular function: ribonucleoside-diphosphate reductase activity, thioredoxin disulfide as acceptor. Gene Ontology annotation, cellular component: cytosol. NCBI's taxonomy places the organism in Eukaryota, Metazoa, Chordata, Aves, Cuculiformes, Cuculidae. Bases 3570 to 4637 code for a protein of 355 amino acids.